Molecule: messenger RNA, 1211 nt
Organism: Trifolium pratense (red clover)
Lineage: Eukaryota; Viridiplantae; Streptophyta; Magnoliopsida; Fabales; Fabaceae
Exons: 1
Coding region: 197-838 (213 amino acids)
Source: RefSeq, a predicted model, not a curated record
CCAAACUCAAAUUCAAAUGAAAUUCCAACAUUAUAUAUAGAGAACAAGUUGCAACCAUUUUUCCUCAGUUUAAGCUCAAGAGCAAUGGACUCAUAACAUUAGUAGUAGAAAAUAUUAAAAAAUUUGUGAAUAAUUCUUUUUAUUUUUCUCAUAAUUUCAAUAGCCUCGGCGGCGCAACCUAAUUCCGCCACCGUAUAUGGCGAAAGGUCGGAAAUUAACUACCAGCCGAAGCGAACGUUUAUUAGGAACAUACGGUUACUCUCACUACCAAGGCUCCACUGCCGCCGAUCCAUCGGAGCUCCGGGAAGAGGAUAUCUGGUCCACGGCUGCCGGAGAUUCCGGCGAAGUUGACUUGAAUCUCUCUGAUGAGUGGGAAUCACCAAACGCUGCCACCACUGAGAGUAACGGCGGAUCGUCGUAUCGGAAUCGGCGUCGGAUUACUCAGAACGGCGACGAAAACCGUCAAUUAGGUGGUUUAUCACUUGCGUUUGAAGAUCCGGCGAGUGAUGCCACGUCAGCGACGGCGAGGAUUGUGCAUCAGUUCCGUUCGCAUGAGAGUGUUGCGUCGUCGCCACGUGGACGACACAUGGCAACAUCGUUGCCGGUGAACGUGCCGGAUUGGAGUAAGAUACUCCGAGUUGAGUCGGUUGAAUCGUUACAUGACGAUAGUUUCGACGACGAUGAUGAUUCGGAGAUGGUUCCGCCGCAUGAGUACUUGGCGCGUAGCCGUAAGAUGGCGGCGAAAUCGGUUUUUGAGGGUGUGGGUCGAACUUUGAAGGGUCGUGAUUUGAGCCGGGUUCGUGAUGCUGUUUGGAGUCAGACCGGGUUCGAUGGGUAAAUUAUCCGGUUCAGGUGGUGGUUUUUUUGUUGUCUAAAAGGGUUCUUGCUUCCACCUUGUGUUGUUUGUAAUUUUAGUUAAUUAUGAUUGUUAUUGUUAUUAUUGUGGUUAAUUAAUUAUUUAAUUAAUCAGAUUCCACUUGUGGUUGUUGGUUAAUUAAUUUAAUUAAUAUUUAAUACAUUUGUUUAAUUAUUAGAAUGGUGGUUUUUAUGGGCAAUGAUUCGGUUGGGUGGACUUGGGUGAUUAGAGUCCAACUCAGUGGCCAGUGAGCCUAAUUAAGCAGCAAGCAAAUGCCAAACUGUUAAUUAGCAUGUAAUAAUUGAAAAGAAUUUGUAAUUUCAUUUGCUGAAUUAUGAUCAAGGUCAUUGUCUCA